Molecule: messenger RNA, 1703 nt
Organism: Lactuca virosa
Lineage: Eukaryota; Viridiplantae; Streptophyta; Magnoliopsida; Asterales; Asteraceae
Source: the annotation of a GenBank genome assembly
AUGCUGUGGAGGUUGUUGGGUCGGGUUCAAGGGUGCCAGCUGUCAUCAAGAUUUCUGACAGAAUUCUUUGGGAAGGAGCCGAGGCGUACUAUGAACGCGAGUGAAUGUGUCUCUAAAGGUUGUGCUUUGGAAUGUGCUAUUCUCAGUCCUACAUUUAAAGUUAAAGAAUUUCCAGGUCCAAGAAAGCUUCCCUUUUUCAAUUGCAUUGACAUGGCAAGUAUGCUGAUGUCAGCGAAUUGCAGGCACCAGCAAAGAUCAGUAACCUAUACGAUUGGUCCCUUCCAAGCAACAAAAGGUGAACGUGCCAAGGUGAAGGUGAAAGCCCGUUUGAAUUUGCAUGGAAUUGUGUCUGUGGAGUCUGCACGGUGGCUUAUUGAAGAAGAUGAGGUUGAUGUUCCAGUGACAAAAGAAGCAACAAAGAUGGAUACAGAUAAGGCUCCAGCUGAUGUGGCAUCUGGUAACGAAACAGAUGUAAAUAUGCAGGAUGCCAAUGUGGCUGAAAAUGGUGCUACAGAAACUGGAGAUGUUCCUGUUCAGAUGGAGACUGAUACUAAGGUGGAGGCUCCAAAGAAGAAGGUCAAAAAGUCAAACAUACCCGUUUCAGAGGUGGUUUAUGGAGCAAUGCUACCAGCAGAUGUGCAGAAAGCAGUGGAAAAAGAGUUUGAAAUGGCAUUACAGGACCGAGUCAUGGAAGAAACCAAAGACAAAAAGAACGCUGUGGAAGCCUAUGUCUAUGACAUGAGGAACAAGCUGCAUGAUAAACUGCAAGAGUUUGUGACGGAUUCAGAUAGAGAAGCAUUAAUUGGUAAGCUUCAAGAAACUGAAGAUUGGUUGUAUGAAGACGGUGAAGACGAAACUAAAGGUGUAUAUGUUGCCAAACUUGAUGAGCUGAAAAAGCAAGGUGAUCCAAUUGAGCAACGUUACAAGGAGCACUCAGAAAGAGGAUCAGCUGUAGAACAACUGCUUGGUGUUAUUAAUGCAUACAGACAGGCUGCAGCAUCCGGUGAUUCAAAAUAUGAACACAUUGACUUGAAUGAGAAACAAAAGGUGUUGAAUGAUUGUUCAGAAGCUGAAAACUGGCUAAGAGAGAAAACACAACAGCAGGAGUCCCUUCCAAAACAUGCUGAUCCAGUUCUUUUGUCAUCUGAUAUUAGAAGGAAAGCGGAGGCACUUGACAGGGGAUGCAGGCCAAUAAUGUCGAAACCGAAGCCAGCCCCACCGAAGGCCGCCUCCCCACCCGAGGCACCACCCUCACCAGCACCAGCCCCAGCCCAGGAAGGCGAGCCACAAGCCACCACAAGCCCAGACCCAAACACUAAUGUAGAUAGCAAUGGGAACCCGGAUGAAGCUGCAGCCAUGGAAACAGAGAAGCCUGAAUAAAGCCAAAAGGUUUCCUAGUUUUGUUGAAUGUGUGUGUGGGGGGGUUUGUUUUAUUUGUAUACGUACUCAAGUCGUCAAUAUGGAUGGAUUUGGAUUUUGUUGGGCGAAAACUGGAAAGGUGUCACUGGUAUUUUUGGUGAUGUCACGUAUGUCUUCUUGUGGUCUAUUUUGUUUUCAAUUUUCAUGGUUUAGUAGGUCUAUGAUGGUGAUGGUGAGUGUCUGUUAAAGUUAAAAAGUGCAGGAGUUUUGGUGUUUCUUUGGACGCAAAUGAGACCUGUAUCUAUUUUCCGAAUUACUUUUAUUCAAUGCUACUUUUCAUGUGU